CCUGGUUGAAGAAGAACCGAGAGCUCCCCAAGCAGCAGACCCACGUCCACGCCAGCGGAGACACAUACAACGUGACCAGCAGAGUGCUUGUCCCGCUGCUGGCUGACGACGUGCUCUCCGUGGUCCAGUGCCACAUCAAUCACAAGUCCAUGCUGGUGUUCCAGAAAAACAUCAGCCUGGACCAGUACCUCCUUGUUCCCCCUACAGUGACAGCUUCCCAGGCUUCUUUCUCCUUGGACUUGGUGGCUAUUACCUGCCACGUGCAGAGAUUCUAUCCACAGAGCGUGUAUCUCACCUGGACAGAGAACUGUCAUACCUUCAAGGGAGCCGAGCAACUUACACCCAAGCAGAAUAGCGAUGGGACCUACACCUUGGAAAGCUCGCAUUUAGUGAAUGUGUCAGGGCAGGAGUCUGAGCGGGUCCUCACCUGUAAGGUGCAGCAUGAGGCACAACCUCCCAUCCAGGCCAACCUCAUACUGUCCAGAGCAGCCCAUGGCACAUACAAGCCCAUGGAAAGCUUAGGUCCACAGAUGCCUGUCCUUAUCUUUGUGGCUUUCCUUCUGGGCUUCAAGGUGCUGCUGGUGAUGAGUUUCAUAGUCACGUACAUCUGCAUGCGGCAGAACCUGUAACAGCUCAGUAGCUCUUAGUGGAAGCUGGUGCAGAAUGAGGCCACAAGCCAACCACCCCCAGGUGUCCAGAGCUCAGGAGAUGGGACAUAGCCCCCAACUGCAGAUCCUUCUUGGCCUGGGGCUCCCAAGUGGAGAAUCACCAUGAAGGCCUCAAGAUGGGGAGAGGGGCCCAGUGCAGAAAGCAGAGG
Lutra lutra (Eurasian river otter) is the source of this 817-nucleotide messenger RNA. RefSeq names its product signal-regulatory protein beta-1-like. The transcript has 4 exons. NCBI's taxonomy places the organism in Eukaryota, Metazoa, Chordata, Mammalia, Carnivora, Mustelidae. The coding region runs from base 150 to 629 and encodes 159 amino acids. The record is from RefSeq and is a predicted model, not a curated record. Gene Ontology annotation, cellular component: plasma membrane.